Molecule: messenger RNA, 2142 nt
Organism: Onychomys torridus (southern grasshopper mouse)
Lineage: Eukaryota; Metazoa; Chordata; Mammalia; Rodentia; Cricetidae
Gene: Rgs9
Product: regulator of G protein signaling 9
Exons: 16
Coding region: 180-1889 (569 amino acids)
Biological process (GO): G protein-coupled receptor signaling pathway; intracellular signal transduction; regulation of G protein-coupled receptor signaling pathway
Source: RefSeq, a predicted model, not a curated record
UCGGCGGGUGCGAGGGAGAGUCGAGGGGCGGCGGGCGGCAUCCUGGGCCCUGCGCGCUCCGCUCUCUGCGCCUCCCGGUCCACGCCCAGGCUGGGGCGGAUCAGGCUGGCCAGUGAACUUGGGGGUUCCCCUCUUCGCUCCUGUUCGUGUUGUGGUCGUGAAUUCAUCCAGGGUCCAGAAUGACGAUCCGACACCAAGGCCAGCAGUACAGGCCGAGGAUGGCUUUUCUCCAAAAGAUUGAAGCGCUGGUGAAGGAUAUGCAGAACCCGGAGACAGGAGUCAGAAUGCAGAACCAGAGGGUCUUGGUCACCAGCGUCCCUCACGCCAUGACAGGAGGUGAUGUUCUACAGUGGAUCAUCCAGCGCCUUUGGAUCUCUAACCUGGAGGCACAGAACCUGGGCAAUUUUAUUGUCAAGUAUGGCUACAUCUAUCCUUUGCAAGACCCCAAGAAUCUUAUCCUCAAGCCUGACAGCAGUCUCUACAGGUUUCAGACACCAUAUUUCUGGCCCACUCAGCAAUGGCCAGCUGAAGACACAGAUUAUGCCAUCUAUCUUGCUAAGCGAAAUAUCAAGAAGAAAGGGAUUUUAGAAGAAUAUGAAAAGGAAAAUUAUGAUUUCCUGAACAAAAAAAUCAAUUACAAGUGGGAUUUUGUCAUCAUGCAGGCCAAAGAGCAGUACCGGACUGGCAAGGAAAGGAAUAAGGCCGACAGGUACGCGCUGGAUUGCCAGGAGAAGGCAUACUGGCUGGUGCAUCGGAGCCCACCUGGAAUGAACAAUGUGCUAGACUAUGGCCUGGACCGAGUGACCAAUCCAAAUGAACUUAAGGUAAACCAGAAACAAACAGUCACUGCUGUCAGAAAAGAGAUCAUGUAUUACCAACAGGCCUUAAUGAGGUCCACGGUGAAGUCUUCAGUGUCUCUUGGAGGAAUUGUCAAGUACAGUGAGCAGUUCUUGUCCAAUGACGCCAUCAUGUCAGGCUGUCUCCCAAGCAACCCUUGGAUAACAGAUGAUACCCAGUUCUGGGAUUUAAAUGCCAAACUGGUGGAAGUCCCCACUAAGAUGCGGGUGGAGCGAUGGGCCUUCAACUUCAGUGAGCUGAUUCGAGACCCCAAGGGUCGGCAGAGCUUCCAGUACUUCCUCAAGAAGGAAUUCAGUGGUGGGGGUGUGGUCUCAGGCAUGGAGGCUCCACAGGGCACCGGUUGCAGCCCCCCCACCCCCACUUGCACUGCUGUGUUAAAGUUAAAUGCUUUUCAGCCAGGUCAGCACUUGGCUCCCAGCCCCCACCUGGCCGUGUAUACAGGGACCUGCGUGCCUCCCUCUCCUUCCAGCCCCUUCUCCCCAUCCUGCCGCUCUCCCAGGAAGCCCUUUCCCUCACCAAGUCGCUUCAUCCGGAGGCCCAGCAUCGCCAUCUGCCCCUCGCCCAUCCGAGUGGCCUUGGAGAGUUCUUCAGGCCUGGAACCCAAGGGGGAAGCCAGCUGGUCUGGUGCCAACUGUGGGCCCUCAGUCAUGGAGAGCAGUGAGACCUCUGUUGACCACUCAAGACCACAUGGCCAGCCCAGGGCCCCUCCCAAGGCCCGUGUGGCUCUGUCCCUUGGAAGGUUUCUGAGGCGGGGCUGUUUGGCAUCCCCAGUUUUUGCCAGGCUCUCACCCAAGUGCCCCGCUGUUUCACAUGGGAAGGUGCAGCCUCUGGGGGACAUGGGCCAACAGCUGCCAAGGCUGAAACCCAAGAAAGUAGCCAACUUUUUCCAGAUCAAAAUGGAAAUUCCUACUGACAGUGGGCCUUUCCUGAUGGACUCCGAUGACACCGGGGCUGGAGAGUCUGGUGACCAGACCACGGAAAAGGAAGUCAUCUGCCCUUGGGAGAGCCUGGCCGAGGGAAAGGCAGGCUGAGCAGGGCCUUGGGCUGGGAAGACAGUCCUGGCAGGCACCAUCAGACCUGGGCUCAUUUGCUGUCAAACCCAAGUGCAUUAGAAUGAUAUCAGAGGAGAAACGGAUGGGCUGGAGUGCAGGGACUGACUCCCAGUGGCCACCUUUCCCCUUCCCUGACUUUCCCUUGCUUGGCCAGAAAGGCAUGUGGUCCAGAAGGCAUCCCUUGCUGCCUUAAAACCAAUAAAAGUGUCAUUUGGAGAUUUUCUUGGAUUGA